ACCAAAAGCCAACUUUAAGACGCAGCCCCUUCACCCCCUUCUUGUGGGUCCGGUGGUCACUCCAUCUCUCCCUCAGACCCACAAUUACACGUACAUGUGUAAAUAUUGAGUGUUCCCUAUCGGUCCGUAUUGGUAACCAGCCGCCCGGGUAACACAUCCUGUAUAUAGUCUCCAGUACUACGCGUUCCAAAUUUUUCCUACUCCCAGCCUGCAAGCACCGGACAAACCGUGAUUGCAAGCACACUGUCUGGGGCGAGUGACAGGGCAACCGAUAGACGCCCACGCCACACAGCUAGAAAGGGCGAACCUCAAACUAUAUCCAGUAAGCCUAGGCCAUCCCGUAUACUACAUCCUUUUCUUUUGUGCUGUCUGAUAUGGUCUACGAACAAUUACCCUUUGACGCCUUAACCGUGAAUGAAAACGAAAAGAAGCGCGUGGCGUACUUCUACGACUCAGAUGUGGGUAACUACGCUUACGGUGCUGGUCACCCAAUGAAGCCCCACCGUAUCAGAAUGGCCCACUCAUUGAUUAUGAACUACGGGCUCUACAAGAAGAUGGAAAUAUACAGGGCCAAGCCAGCCACCAAACAGGAGAUGUGCCAGUUUCACACCGACGAAUACAUUGACUUCUUGAGUCGAGUAACCCCAGACAACUUGGACAUGUUUUCCAAAGAAUCCGUCAAGUUCAACGUCGGGGACGAUUGUCCGGUGUUUGACGGGUUAUUUGAGUACUGUGGGAUCUCGGGCGGUGGGUCCAUGGAGGGUGCCGCGCGUUUGAACCGGGGCAAGUGCGACAUAGCAAUCAACUACGCCGGCGGCUUGCACCACGCCAAAAAGUCAGAGGCCUCUGGGUUCUGCUACUUGAACGACAUUGUCUUGGGGAUCAUUGAGUUGUUGCGGUAUCACCCCAGAGUGUUGUAUAUUGACAUCGAUGUCCAUCAUGGUGACGGUGUCGAGGAGGCCUUUUACACCACCGACAGAGUCAUGACGUGCUCCUUCCACAAGUACGGUGAGUUCUUCCCCGGAACCGGUGAAUUGAGAGAUAUCGGAGUGGGUCGUGGUAAGAACUACGCCGUGAAUAUUCCGUUGAGAGACGGGAUUGAUGACUCCACAUACAAAUCCAUGUUCGAGCCAGUAAUCAGCAAGAUCAUGGAAUGGUACCAGCCGUCUGCGGUGGUGUUACAGUGCGGUGGUGACUCUUUGUCAGGAGACCGUUUAGGGUGCUUCAACUUGUCGAUUAUGGGCCAUGCCAACUGUAUCAACUUUGUAAAAUCCUUCAAUUUGCCCACGAUGGUGGUUGGUGGGGGUGGCUACACCAUGAGAAAUGUCUCAAGAACCUGGACCUAUGAAACCGGGUUGUUAAACAACGUGUUGUUGGACAAAAACUUGCCGUACAACGACUACUACGAGUACUAUGGGCCGGACUACCAGUUGGAUGUCAGACUGUCCAACAUGCACAAUGCCAACUCUCCGGAGUAUUUGGAUAAGAUCUUGACGCAGAUCUUUGCAAAUUUGGAACACACCAAAUUCGCGCCCCUGGUGCAGAUGCAAGACGUUCCACGAGACAUGUGUGACUUGUCAGAUGACGAGGGCGAGGAUACCAACGAGGCCAUGGAUACCCAGGGUGGGUCAGAGUUUGCGCGUGACUCGUUGGUGGAAACAAAGGGCGAGUUCUACGAAGAUGACCACAUGGCCCAGGGUAUCGGAUCCAAAAAUACCAGCUUGAACGGCAGGAUAGACGUUGAGGGUGUCUUUGGGAGUAAACGAAAGUCUCUAGUCGAUAAAGGUGAAUCUAAAAGCACGAAUGGUGCGUUAGCCGAGGGUGCAGGUGAAUCACAGGAAACUGCGGGUGCCCUGGCCGAUGGGGAUAUAAAAGCCGAAGGCGUGACCGAAGCCGCGACUGAAUCUAAUGACGUGGAUAUGACGGCAGAGGAAGUUGAAGCAGCCAUUCCUCAGGAGGCCUCGGUUUCAGAGGCUGGCCUCUCUGUCGAUUCAGAAUCCAAGUAAGUGACCUAUUCCGUGGAUACGAUUUCUGCCUGGGCUCUUCUGUUCCCAAUACAAUUGAAUUAUACAGGUUUUAGUUGGUUUCGAGCCACCUUGGGCUCUA
Babjeviella inositovora NRRL Y-12698 is the source of this 2106-nucleotide messenger RNA. Its product is annotated as RPD3/Clr6 family histone deacetylase. The record is from RefSeq and is a predicted model, not a curated record. The transcript has 2 exons. NCBI's taxonomy places the organism in Eukaryota, Fungi, Ascomycota, Pichiomycetes, Serinales. Gene Ontology annotation, molecular function: histone deacetylase activity. The coding region runs from base 375 to 2006 and encodes 543 amino acids.